Messenger RNA from Capsaspora owczarzaki ATCC 30864, 782 nucleotides. RefSeq lists its product as hypothetical. Bases 91 to 699 code for a protein of 202 amino acids. The record is from RefSeq and is a predicted model, not a curated record. NCBI's taxonomy places the organism in Eukaryota, Filasterea, Ministeriida, Capsasporidae. Gene Ontology annotation, cellular component: EMC complex. The transcript is spliced from 5 exons.
GUCAUCAGUUUCGAGCGAACGAGCAACAUUUGGACCCGAAGCCCCUUCGAAGAACGAUUCACUUUCCAAGUCCGACUUCAUUCAUCCACAAUGAGAACCGUCCAACUUGCUCGCGACGCAUACGCCAAAAUUAUUCUACAUGCAGCUCGAUUCCCUUCGUCUGGUGUGAAUGGCAUUUUGCUGGGCACGCCAAUCGAUGCUAGCACCGCUGGGAGCAGCAAGCGCGACUUCAAAGUGACGGACGCCAUUCCGCUCUUCCAUUCACAACUAAACCUCGCUCCGAUGCUUGAGUUUGCACUCCAUGCUGUGUACGCAUACGCGCAAAAGCAUCAGCUGUCGAUUGUGGGAUACUACCAGGCUAGCGAGACAAUUGGCUCAGGAUCCAUCACUGGGCUCGCACAAGUGGUGGGCGAUCGAAUUCGCGCUCUCUUUCCCGAUGCCGUUGUGUUCAUGGUCGACAACCGAUCCAUUGAUCAUCAAGAAGGCAAUCUGGCAUUGAAUCCUUUCAUUCAUACUGGCAGCGCAUGGCGUCAAGAGGCAGAGAGCAGCAACGAGUUGCGGUUAUCCCCCAUCGAUCCCGAAACACCAAAGUUUGUUGUGGAUCACAUCAAGCGCAAGACCUUCCGAGACAUUGUUGACUUUCAAACCCACCUCGAGGAUGUUUCCCUCGACUGGCUCAACCCCAAGCUGUUUUCAUGAAGAGAUUGGGCGCGUCAUGGCUGGCGGUGUUCAUGCAAAUGAAGUACAGCAUUUUUUUUUGCAGCAUGUCUUUUCCUUCCUAG